Molecule: messenger RNA, 1548 nt
Organism: Mastomys coucha (southern multimammate mouse)
Lineage: Eukaryota; Metazoa; Chordata; Mammalia; Rodentia; Muridae
Gene: Prdx4
Product: peroxiredoxin 4
Exons: 6
Coding region: 115-942 (275 amino acids)
Biological process (GO): response to oxidative stress; cellular response to stress; hydrogen peroxide catabolic process
Cellular component (GO): cytosol; endoplasmic reticulum
Molecular function (GO): thioredoxin peroxidase activity
Source: RefSeq, a predicted model, not a curated record
UCGCGAGGCCGCGCCCUUGUUCGCGCGGUCUCUAGCGCGCCGUUUUAGCUGGCUGCCUGGCGGCGGGACGCUCCGUGCUGUAGCUGUGGGACGUGUUUUCGCGCUCGCUUGGUCAUGGAGGCGCGGUCCAAGCUGCUGGACGGGACCACGGCGUCCCGUCGCUGGACCCACAAGCUGGUGUUGCUCCUGCCGCCCCUGCUGCUCUUCCUGUUGCGGACCGAAGCUCUGCAAGGCUUGGAGAGUGAUGAUCGGUUCCGGACCCGCGAAAAUGAGUGCCACUUCUACGCUGGUGGACAAGUGUACCCCGGAGAGGUGUCCCGGGUUUCGGUCGCAGAUCACUCCCUGCAUCUAAGCAAAGCCAAGAUCUCCAAGCCAGCACCUUAUUGGGAAGGAACAGCUGUGAUAAACGGAGAAUUCAAGGAGCUCAAACUGACUGACUAUCGUGGGAAAUACUUGGUUUUUUUCUUCUACCCACUGGAUUUCACCUUUGUGUGUCCAACUGAAAUCAUCGCUUUUGGGGAUCGAAUUGAAGAAUUCAGAUCUAUAAAUACUGAAGUGGUAGCAUGCUCUGUUGACUCUCAGUUUACUCACUUGGCCUGGAUUAAUACCCCUCGAAGACAAGGAGGACUGGGGCCAAUAAGGAUUCCACUUCUUUCGGACCUGAACCAUCAGAUCUCAAAGGACUAUGGUGUAUACCUUGAGGACUCAGGACAUACUCUUAGAGGCCUCUUUAUUAUCGAUGACAAAGGAGUCCUUAGGCAGAUUACUCUGAAUGACCUUCCUGUGGGUAGGUCAGUGGACGAGACACUGCGUUUGGUUCAAGCCUUCCAGUACACUGACAAACAUGGAGAAGAUAAUUCCAGAUCCAGCUGGAAAACUGAAGUACUUCGACAAGCUGAACUGAAAAGUACUUCAGUUAUGAUGUUUGGACCUUCUCAAUAAAGGUCAUUGUGUUAUUACCAUAUUCAUUUGCCAUUGUGAUUUCUUGGAUACUAUCAAAAUAUAUGUCAUAGUCCAAAGAUAUUUACUGAUCAAGGUAGGCAUUAAACGUAGAAAACCAUUCUCUAUUUAAAAUAAGAAAUAAAUUAAGCCAAACUCAUAAUCGACAUAGCUGCCAUCUAUGAAGUACAUACCAGGUGGCAAGCAUUGUACUUAGGAGGCCAAACAUAUUUUCAAUUUAUAUCACAACUGUUUAUUGUAAGAUGACGAAAAUUCUGGUAAAUUACCCAAUGCUAACAUAUCUAGCUAGCAUAGGCAGCAUCAGACUUUGAACCCAGAUAACCUAACUCUGAUGUGUGAACUCUUAACAGUCCACUUUGGCUUAUACUUCUGCAAAUCUUUGAGCUGAAAAGUUGUGAAUACUUUCCACAGUAUCAGAUAUGGAUAGUUGACUGACCCCCAUAGUUCAAGCUCACUGAUCUGUAAUACAGAAGCUUCUAAAGCUCCAUUCUUUCUCUAAACUCAUAUUUUCAAUUUAGAGGAAAUCUAAAAGUAGUAGGUUAUAUGCUUGUAUUUAAUUUAAGAAAUAAAAACUGAAUCUCUUAAGUA